Molecule: messenger RNA, 5636 nt
Organism: Cyprinus carpio (common carp)
Lineage: Eukaryota; Metazoa; Chordata; Actinopteri; Cypriniformes; Cyprinidae
Product: monocyte to macrophage differentiation factor 2-like
Cellular component (GO): membrane
Molecular function (GO): pore-forming activity
Source: RefSeq, a predicted model, not a curated record
AACGCAUCUUUGUUAUGCUGGUGGAGGUCACAAAGAAGACUUCUUAUAAAAACCACGGCACAACGCUAGUCUUCCCUUUGUGUUCAGCGAACUUUUGUUUGGUGGGAAUGUUGUGGUGCAACAUGUCCUCCUCAGAAAGUCGCUCUGUGUUUGCGAGCGUACUUUCCAGUCUGCCUCGUGAUGGGAUUGACGAAGCACGUGGCCUCGGAUGAUUUGCGCCAUAGGCGUUUAGGCUGCUGAACAUCUGCGUUUGAUGCAUCGAUUUUAAGUCGCAUUGAACGCAACAAGGAGUUAAAUCGGUGGUAUGAUGCUCGUUGCUAAAGUUUCUUUGUUUCUAUCAGCUUUCACCGAUGGUAAACAAGAAGUUCCCAACUGGGAAGAGGUCUUAGUGAGUGAUGUAAGAAGACCAAGAAGUCCAUUUGGUGAUGUACAGUUUGGAAAGGGCUCUUCUGCAUGUAUGUCACUAAUGUGCAAAUGUAGUUUUAAAACGUUAGCGUUACAGAAUUCGUGCUUUUUGGAUGUAUGGAUAAAUGUCUUAAUAAAAAUGUGAACAAAACCUUAAUUUGAGUUGUGUGUAGUUAUGGUAACUAUAAUUUAAGAUACUGGAGUGGUGCUAGUUUCGUUAAUCUGAAUUAUUGUGGUGGUUACCUCGUAGGUUUGUCUUAUAAAUGGUGUCUAUACGACAGUCUUAAAAAAAAAAAAAAAAAAAAAAAAAAAAAAAAAAAAAACUUUUGUUUGCUAGCAAAUGCUUGAACACAUGGCAUGCGUCCAAUAUCGGCGUGUGAAAUACACUGAUCUAAUAGACAACACAUUGUAUAAACCCAGCAUCCUACACGGAUGAUCCACUCGCUUCUGUCGGCAGGAAGACCGGAGUCCUGAGACCGUUACAUGCUCUCUACUUCCGGAUUACUGCUCCUAAUGCUCGCUCAGUUCUAUAGUUCAUCAACCGAAUGAUAUUUAAGAGCGAUUUUGUAGAUUAGUGUCUCUGAAAGACGAGCUCUGCGCUACGUUUUCAUCUAGACUCGAGCGACUGUUGGAUUUACGCGUUUAAAUGAAACUUGUAAGAUUUAUGAACAAUCGUGCACCAUCUAAUAAGAGAUAUCAGCCAACAGAAUAUGAGCACGCUGCUAACUGUGCCACACAUGCGCUCUGGAUCAUUCCCAGCAUUGUGGGUGGGAUCUUGUUGUACCUCUUAUCUGAUGACCACUGGGAGGAGAUUUCAGCAUGGCUCUAUGGGGCAGGACUAUCAAGCCUUUUCAUCAUAUCCACAGUUUUCCAUACUAUCUCCUGGAAAAAGUCUCAUCUCCGAUCAGUUGAGCACUGUUUCCACAUGUGCGACAGGAUGGUGAUCUAUUUCUUCAUUGCAGCGUCCUACACGCCUUGGCUGACUCUGCGGGAUCUUGGUCCAUGGGCUGCCCAAAUGCGUUGGGUGGUCUGGGUGAUGGCCUCUGGAGGAACUGCCUAUGUGUUCUUCUUCCAUGAAAGAUUUAAAGCUGUAGAGCUGAUCUGUUACGUAACAAUGGGUGUUUUCCCUGCUCUUGUCAUCCUCUCUAUGGCAGACAGGUCAGGUCUGUGUGAGCUGUUGGUUGGUGGCGGGUGUUAUGUGUUGGGCAUGGUGUUCUUUAAAAGUGAUGGAAUAGUGCCCUUUGCUCACGCUAUAUGGCACCUGUUUGUUGCAAUGGGAGCAGGCAUCCAUUACUAUGCCAUCUGGAAGUACCUGUACACACCUGUCAAUCAACCAACCAGUACAGCCCGGUGACACACAUAAGCAUACACCUAACCACAAAAUCAUUUGAAUCAAAAGUGCUACUAAAGCAUAAGCAGUAUUGUUUAUUUGCUCUGUUGUUUUUUUGCAAGCGAACAAUUUGACUGAUGCCAUUCUUGUCACUUAUUAAUAGGUCUUUAAUUAGCACAUACAACAGAAAUUACAUCUAGCCUUUGUGAGACUGCAGGCAGCAGGGGUCAUUUUGAACCUGAGGCCGUGUGGAUCCAGAACAAGAAAGUUUCUAGAAUACUAUGGACGUAUUACAUGAAGGUUUACAGUUUGAAGGUAAAAUCACUGCCAGAUAUUUGUAAAAACAUUCAUCCUGGAUAGAAAUUACUUGACAACAGUUUAAAGAUUUUUCUGUAGUGUCUUUAAACCGACUUGGGAUUAUUCCACUAAUUCUGCCACUGCCAGUGUGGAGAUUGUCUUAUUCCUGUCAGAAAUAUGAGUACAUUUCGUAUUACUGCACACAGUAUCAAUUCUCCAUGCUUCUAGUCUAGUCCUAGUCUGUUGCAUUUUUGGAUGUGUAAUGUCUUUGGAAAAAUGCCACAAGUGCUUGAUGACUAUGUCCAGGGAACGAUUUGCCUGGACAGGUCAUCUGAUUUCAUGGUUUAAUGGAAAAGUUCAGACUCUCAUAGUAUGAUUGUGCUUUAUUUAUUUAUAACUUUUUUUUUUUUUUUUUUGUGACUUUAAAAUGUGUUUCAUGUGGUAAUAUCUAUUUAUUGGUUUUAAUCAAGUCAAGAAUUAUUUAACAUUUUAAUUAAUAUUAAAUGACAGAAUCAACAUGACUACAUCAUAGGAUUACACCAACUCAUAGGAAAAUAGCUCACUUUUUUUAAUUUUUUUUUUUUUUACAGUUUUUACAGCAUUGGGACUUUUGCCUGUUUUACUGCAUUCUAUUUGAAAACAAGUGUUUUAUUUUAUUUAUUUUAUGUUAUUUAUUCCUUUCAAUUUACAGCUGCUGUAGAUGUUGUAUUACAGAUCAUUUUAUAUGAGAACUUAAUAGGGUAUGAAAAACAUCAGCUAUUUGCCUUCAUCAUUUAAAGGUUUAAAACUACAUUUUGAGAGAAUACUGAUGUACUGACUUUAUUCAGAUUCACCUCAGAUCCGUUUGAGAGUCAUUAAAGAAACAAUGCACCCAAAAAUGAAACCUGUCAGCAUUUACUCACACCGGUUAAGUUCCAUACCUGCAUUUUUGUCUUUCUUCUGUAGAAUACUAAAUUAAAUGUGUAGCGGAAUGUCCAGGCAGCUCUUUUUUUAUGGAAGCUUGUUUCCACCACAGGAUGAAAAAGGCAGUUGUGACUUUUUUAGGGCUGCAAAACGAUUAAUCGUGAUUAAUCACAUUCAAAAUAAAAGUUUAUGUUUAAAUACUACGUGUGUGUGUAUUUAUAUAUACAUAAUAAAUAUACAUACAUAUAGUAUUUAAACAUAAAAUUUAAAAAAAUUUGAUUGAUCGCGAUUAAUCAUUUUACAGCCCUAGACUUUUUUUCAAUCUCACAAUUUGGACUUAUUCUCUUGAAAUUAUGGGAAUAAAAGAAAACUCAGAAUUCUAAGAUGUAAACUUAGAAUUGUGACUUUUCCCCAUGCAAAUUCUGAGUUUAUAUCUUAAUUAUAACUUUUCUCUAUGAAUUCUGAGUUCUGAGAUCUCGCAAUUCUCUUUAUCGCAUUGUUUUCUCAGAAUUGUGAGGAAAAAAAAAUAUUGUUAGAUAAGUAGUCACUAUUUAUUUAUUUAUUUAUCCAUCCAUCCAUCCAUCCAUUCCUUGGCGGAAACAAGCUUCCAUACUUUUUGGAACUGGGACUGUCCAGCUUCACAAAUAACAAAAAUACAACAAUAAAGUACUAUAAAUGUUGUAUACCUCCUUUUGUGUUCUUUGAAAGAAAGAAAAUCAUACAGGUUUGAAACAACAAGAGGGUUUAAAUGAUGACAGACUUUUCACUUUUGCAUUAACUAUAAUACACAUUUAGCUCAUAUUGUGAUAAUAAUUGUGAUAAUAUCUCAGCUUCAUGAUCUGUACUGGUCAAGGUUUGUAAAUUAACCAUCUGUUCAUUGGACUGAUCAGCCAAAGCUCUUGCUCUCAGGGUUGUCAUCUCACUGGCUGGAACCAUCACAAUUUCUUAAGCAUUCCUUUUGUGCUGUGCUCCCUUAGGCCAUACGUAUUUGAAUAACAUUCAAAAUGAACUUGAAUUUUGUAGAUAACUUGUAUUUUUGAUCAGGGCUAAUAGGAGAUCAGGGGCAAGUUGGUUGUCACAACCACAGAUUGUCAGUUUUACCACAGACACACUCAAACACAAACAAACAAGAAGUCUGCAGUUUUUACUUCUCAAACUACUAAACUGAAGUCUGUUAAACAAGUAUUUAAAUUCGCAUGGCCUUCACAAUCAUAUAAAACUCUUAACAGUUACUGGUUGUAUCACAAUUUUUCUAAAUGUGUAUGUAUUAUUGCUUUACAUUUUAAAAGAAAUAAUAUUUCAUGUAUUAUGAAUAUAGAAAGUGUUUGGUCAAUAGUUGUAAUCCAAGUGUACACAAACAUACUUAGCUACAAAUUCAUUAUAGUGUUUAUAUUUAUGUUUUUCAGCUGAAAUGUGUAUGCUAUUGAAACACCUCACCUUAGUAAGUGAACAUGUAUUUACACUUUAAGUGUUGCAACACUCUGUUUGGUACGUUUUUGCUCUUUUAAAGAUUUAGAUGAUAGUAAGUGCUGUUUGUGAAGGUUUCGGUUUGAACUUGAAAUAACUUUUGAUUUAUUUUACGUUUAGUUUUUUUCUAUGAGUUGCAUUAACGAUAUAAUUUUCUGUAGAUACAUGAGGCCGUAAAGAUACUUUUAUUAACCCAGCAAGUGAUAUAUCUGUGGUGUUAUGGAAGUGUUGCAUAUAAUGUUCAGUUUUGCAAGUGUAAUACAUUUUUGUAUGUUUAUGUAUGUUUCUAAAUUAUUUUAUGACUUUCCGUUAUUCUGUUGCAUUGUAAGUGUUCAAUAUUUGCCAUGGUUGACUGUUUAAAUAUCUUUUUCUUUUUUUUUUGGUGUUUUAUGCUUUAUUACUAUGUGUUUUACUUGGGGUUUUGUUGAUGCAUUAUGAAGUUUGCAUCCAUCAUACAGCUUUCACUGCCACUCAGCCUGAGAUUAAUCCAUUUAGAUUUCCAUUGACCUCGAAUUUAGCAAAAUGACAAUUUAUAACUGAUAUGAUGCUUGAGGAGUUGUGUUAGCUUUAAGAGUGCAUUCUGAAUGUACAAAAAUCCUUCCUCUUACUUUUGAGUCACUAGAAAAUGCUGUUUGAUAAAUUGUGGUUUUAACAUGUAAAAAUGAUUUAAAGCAUACAGUUUACCUCUGACUCCAAGCCAAAAGAAAAUACACUGUAAAAAAAAAAAAAAGACCAAAUUAUAAUUUAAUGCCGUUUCUACCUGAAAAGCUUACAUAAUGUAUAAUGUAGAAUUUGGCUUAGUCUGUUCAUGAUACUUGACACCAAACUUUAAUACAUCAGGCUGCCUACCUGUCCUUGAGUUAUUAAAAAUAUUAAUUUAGUAAAAUGACUGAAUCCUCUAUUGAAACCGAAUCCACUUGAAACCUAACCCUGACCUCACUGUAAAUAUCAUUUGUGCCUUUUCUAGUUUCAGAACAGUUCGAGGCGUUGUGUUGUUAGCCAUUCUACUGAUUUGCUCUGCAUAAAAAAUGUGAACCUUUCACAUGAAGGUAUUUGUGAUUGUGAUUUUGCUGCAAUGUUUGUAUCGCCCCAGUUUUUGUAUUUGUAUUAAGCCCAUGUUAUUUCAUACCAAUGCUUUUUUUUAUCAAGGAAACGUCUUCCUCUCUGAAUCAUUAUUUGAGUCUAUGCCUUUUCUAUGCCUUUGGUUGAUCAAUAAAUGCAAAGAAAAAUCUUG